AUGACAGUUUGGUACAACGACAACUACCAUCAGAGACAUUUCCAAGACAGCAGUGACAUGAAAGUCCUCCUGGCUGUCAUGGGCCAGCCUGCUGACACUUCCUCAGAUGAAGAGAAACUAGAGCAAGACGGCAGCGUGAGAACAGAGGAGCAGCCGCAGCCAACAGAAGUCAGGGGAAGGAUUGCAACUUUGUUCCGUUCAGCAGAUGCAGAAACGUGGACUCCAGAAGGCUACCGUGAUGCUUUCCCUCCAUUGUGGCAAAUUGCUCCUGGAAAUCUUGAAGAAUACCCAGUGCAAGGCAAUAAAGUUGUGAUUGCUGCCUGGAACUACAAGGAAAGAAUGGGGAUGUAUAAAAUAAUGUUAAACCGUUCAGCUAAAUAUUUUGCAGCACUGGGACUCCGUAAUGAGGGCAAUAUCCUCUGGGGUUUGCCACUGCAACAUGGUUGGCAAUUCCAGACUGGCAGACUAGCACAUCCGUUCAAUUCUACAUCUUGUGGCCACAGAGAUGGAGAGAAUCUGUGCAUAUCUGAACACAGCUGGUGGGCUUGUGCAAAUUAUGCGCUAGCGAUCAUCCCAUUUCUGGGGGCUCUAGAAAGUGGUUUAUUUGGAUACUUACCGUAUGAGGUAGAAAUGCUACCACCAGAUGAGCGAAAAGAUGACUUUUGUCAUAACAUUGUGGAAUGUAACAAUCAGGCACCAAAAGCUAUGGCUGGAUGGAGGGACUACUUCAAGUAUCUCUCAUAUACUGAGAGGAACCCUGAAGCCUUUCACUUCUCAAAAGAUGAAGCAUUGAAAUAUAUGUGGAAAGCUCAUGUUCUCUCCCUCUCUUAUGCACUUCCAAGGUGUCAAGAUCGACUAAAAUUCCUCAGUGGCCCUGAAAGUGCUUUUGGAGAAGACUGGGGUAAUGCAGUGGACUUCAUUGCAGCCACUCGUUUUUCUACAGACCUGAUAACUAUAAACCAUUUCCAAACUGGAUUACCUCCACGAAAACUUCUUGAAGGAGAUAGAGCCCCAUUAAUUAAAGACUUCACCCCUGCUCAGAAUAAAGUGUUGUUUAUGCUUUCUUCUCUUCGCAAGACAAAUGAGAAAAUGGGAGGAACUUUGUUGGUGUUAUGGAAAAUGGCAAUGUCUACAGAAGCUGGAAGAAAAGCAGGACGUGACCUUAUUGAAAAUAUGGUUUAA
This is a messenger RNA of Euleptes europaea (tarantolino), 1182 nucleotides long. It is a transcript of the gene C10H6orf58, whose product is annotated as chromosome 10 C6orf58 homolog. The record is from RefSeq and is a predicted model, not a curated record. Bases 1 to 1182 code for a protein of 393 amino acids. The transcript has 8 exons. NCBI's taxonomy places the organism in Eukaryota, Metazoa, Chordata, Lepidosauria, Squamata, Sphaerodactylidae.